ACGCCGGCCUGCCGCAGCCCUGCCUGAGCCUCGCCCAGAGCCCCGGACGCCCCCACGCCGCGCCUGCCAGACGCCGAAAGCCAUGGCCUCGAACGCUGGCCCGCCGUCUCCGCUGUUCGUGCGGGUGUCCGAGCCUGGCCAGCGGCUACAAUGGAAGCUGGAAAGCUACUUCCAGAGCCGGGAGUCGGACGGCGGGGAGUGCACCGUCCGGCCCGUUGGCGGCUUAAACCCGGAAACUUUUCUGGUGGAGUUCGUGGAAAGGGAAGCUAAGGAAAGAGUGUUGAAAAAAGGAAAGCACCAUAUUACAGUCGACAACAAAAACGUGAAUGUUUUCCUGGAACUUACUGAAAAUGAAAAAGAGAAGAACACCAGACCCAGAAAGUCUUCAUUGACACAGUCACAAGAAGGGGUGAGGUCUAGAGAGAAGCAUGUAAGUGGAGAAUGCAGUCCUAGUGCUGUCGAGUCCUAUAUCCAAAAGAUCUUUCUUACCGUCACAGCUGAACUGAACUGCGAGCUGUUCUCUGAAGAGCAGAGGGAACACAUAACUACUCUUUGUCCCAAUAUCAAAAGAAUCAAGGGUGAUGAUGGGGUUGAGAAGGUGUGUGGUGACUUAAGAGAUAUUGAAAAAAUACAUUGCUUCUUAAAUAACCAGCUCCUGGAAAAUGAGCACAGACAGAAAUCUUCUGCUUUGACAAAGAAGCAGGCACCCCAGCAGGCCUGGGACAGCAGUAUUUCUCCCUCUGAACCAAAAGCCAGGUCAGAUGGAAACCAUUUGGAAGUUCCCUUGCAUUGCUUUGAAUAUUUCAAACGUAACUGUCCUGGUAGAAUAGACUCAAUAGAGAAGCAAUUUAGUGUCAAGAUAAAAACUAAGGACAGUUCUCUGAAUAUGAUCUGUUUAGACUUCACCUCAGAUCAGCCAGGUGACCUCGAAGCAGCUCUCAACUGUUUUACCAGUGAAUUUCAGAAGAUGGUAGGAAACAUGGAGUCAAGCUUCCUUCCAGCAGGCAGUAAGCAGGCAAAUAAAAUCAAACAGGAUUCAAAUCACCAGUUUACAAAUCUCCCUAUAAAAGAGAAAGAAAAGGAACUAACUUUCUCUGGGACCCAAGAUAACAUGUCAGCUGCCAAACAUUUUCUUGCCCCCCAAACCUCUAAAAGUCUUGUCAAGGUGCCUGUGAAAAUAUCACCUCCUGGAUACAUGAUGGAUGGAAUUAAAGUUGACACUGUUCACUAUAAGCUUUUAGAACCUGAAUUAUUCCAGGAGAUAGCAGAGAUAGAACAAAAGUACGACACCCAAUGUCAUGUUCAGGAAUCCUCCAUUUUUUUUAAACCCAGGAACAGGGACUUAGACCUGUCUGUGCAUGCUUAUGAAGCUUUCAUCGAUGCCUAUCAACGUAUCUCAUGUCAGCUGAUGAAAGAAGUUCUUUCACUGAACUCUUGGGGCAAGGAGAGAGAGCACUUACAUAGACUCAUGUUCACUGAUGACUUGAGAAAAAAGCAUCCACAUAUCCUCCCUCAGAUAACUCAGGAGUCAGUGACUUUGAUCGGGUUGCCAAAACACCUUGCAGAGGCAAAGCAGUAUAUUUUUCAAAGAGGGGGAAUGUCUCCAUUAGCUGGAAAGAAACAGAAUGAAGACCAUGAAACACCCAUGGAUGUCGACAGUAAUGACUCAAAAGCAGCUUUGCCAACAUGCCUGCCUUCUGCCAGUGCUAGGCCUGCAGGAACAGAUGAGGAAAAGGACCUCUGUGUCAUCUGCUUGGACACUAUUAGUGACAAACAAGUGUUGUCGAAGUGUAAGCAUGUGUUCUGCACACCUUGUAUCAGGCAGGCCAUGGCAGCUAAGCCGGUGUGUCCUGUGUGCCAGGUUUACUAUGGAGUCCAGAAAGGAAAUCAGCCAGAGGGAACCAUGCAUACCAUGGUCUUACCAAUUUCACUUCCAGGUUAUGAAUCCUGCAACACCAUUAAGGUUACUUAUAAUAUGAAAGAAGGCAUACAAACAAAAGAGCAUCCAAACCCAGGAGUGAGAUACAGUGGAACACAGCGAAGUGCAUACUUGCCCAAUAAUAGAGAAGGAAAUGAGGUUUUGACACUGCUUCGUAGGGCCUUUGACCAAAAACUGAUUUUCACAGUGGGGUAUUCUCGAACAACAGGAACCUCAAAUGUCAUUACUUGGAAUGAUAUCCACCAUAAAACGAGCCUUAGUGGGGGACCAGAAAGCUUUGGCUACCCUGAUCCUGAUUAUCUGAAACGUGUCAAACAGGAACUGAAAGAUAAAGGUAUUGAGUAAGGAGAAUGCUGGAAGUGUAUCUUGAGCCAAGCUUUCCAGUGGCACAGUUGACAAGUAUAUACCAAUCUGAAUUCUUAUGCAGACAAGUCAGUCUUUUAAAAGUUUUCAUUUGUUAAAGAAGUAGUUUGUGUAAGCAUCUACUGGUUUGCCAUUUCUAUAGUAUUACUUUUUUUUGGAAGAUAAAAGCCUCCAAAUCUCUGUAAUUUUGACAAAGAGGUAUUGAUUGAGCCCCGUUCUUGCAUCAUUGUGGGAUGUGGUUAUCUGUGGGUUUGAAAUCUUCUAUGUUCCAACUAUUCCUCUUUUAAUUACCAUCUCUAGGAUGGUCCCAUAGUGUUUUGUUUGUUUGUUUGUCUGCCUUUUAAUCUCUACACUAGUGUGAAAGAGGGGGUGACAGAGAGCUUGGGAAUGAAAAAUCUGAGAUCCACUUUUUCUUCCUUCCUAGAGCCAGAAAAGUAGCCAGGAACAGAGGUUGGGCAACCAUUGGUAAUAAAUUGAAUAAGACUGUUCUUUUUCAAGACACAGAUACUAGCAUAUAGUUAGUGUUUAAUAAAGUUUUAUAAAUAAAGGUGGUUAAUAACCCAGCAGAGAGAUAAAUGUUUCCCAGCAGGAGGAGUAAGGAAGCCAUUUCUGGAGUCAUCAACAUUGAUUUGGAGCAAUGAGCUUUUUAUUCCAGAAUACUUGGCUUCUGAACUAGCCAAGUGUCUAGCUGGUCCUUGCUCCCCCUUGAUCCUUAUAAGCUGCCAUCUGAGAGGUUCUUUUUUUUUUUUUUUUUUUUUCAUCUGAGAGGUUCUUGUCCCACUGUAGCAAUGUUACACAUUUCUGAACAUUUUUUCUCUCCUGGAUAUAUUCAUGUAGUUUUUAAAUUUAUCUCACUUCCAGUUUUAACUGAUAAGUAAACACACUUUAGUUUCCCAUAGGCUGUCAUUUUCUCAGUAACUAUAGACCUCACAGUCUUUUUUCCUAAAUUCAACAAUGUCUUGUUUUCUCCCUUAAAAUUUUUUUCUCAGAUCCUCUCUCUAGACAGAGAAAAGGCAAAUAUUGAAUCUAUUACAAGGAAUACAUAGCAUAUCAAAAAUUCAAAUUGUUCUCCCAAUCAGAAGAAAGCCUAAUAGCAAAUUGUCUGAUUAUCCACAUCCUAUUCUAUCUCCAAAAGUGGCAAAAGAGAUGUCUUUUUAUUUUCCUAAAGGUGUACAUAGCACUCAUAGAAGUUUUAGGAUUAGGUAAUAAUGGGUAAUGCUUAUUGUAUAUUUAUCUUAUAAGAUGUUCCUAUCUAUGUGAUUGAUAACUUAACUAGCAUCCCCUUUUUAUAACUGACAAAACUGAGCACAGAAAGAAUAAGCAGUGAGACAAAGGCUACAAAUGAUAGGAUUUGACCGGUAGUCUGACUCCAGGAGGUCUGUACCCCAGUAGCUAUACUUCCCCAUGGGGUAGGCUGAGGAAUUCCCAUUAUUUUGGGCAUCUCUCAGAAAUGGAUUCCUGUGCAAAAUAGUUUUCCUUCAAGGAACUCCUGUUUGAAGAAGUUAAAAAUUCAGUAUCAGUCCUCCCUGGUGGUGCAGUGAGUUAAAGCACAGCACUAAGAAGCUAAAGCCACUUGAGCAUGAGCUUGAUCACCCCCCUCAGAGGUAACCCUCAUGGCACAGCAGAUCUCUCCUGACUCCCCGCUUUUCCCCUCAUCAGUGUACUUCGUCAGUCGGCCUG
Molecule: messenger RNA, 3982 nt
Organism: Condylura cristata (star-nosed mole)
Lineage: Eukaryota; Metazoa; Chordata; Mammalia; Eulipotyphla; Talpidae
Gene: DTX3L
Product: deltex 3 like, E3 ubiquitin ligase
Exons: 5
Coding region: 83-2284 (733 amino acids)
Biological process (GO): protein ubiquitination; Notch signaling pathway
Source: RefSeq, a predicted model, not a curated record